Molecule: messenger RNA, 1992 nt
Organism: Clonostachys solani
Lineage: Eukaryota; Fungi; Ascomycota; Sordariomycetes; Hypocreales; Bionectriaceae
Source: the annotation of a GenBank genome assembly
AUGCAAAAGAAGACAGCGGAAGCAGGCCCUACGGGGAUUUCGACGGUACUUUGGGAAUGGCGGAUGCAGUCCAUUGUUCUACUCGUGUCGUGUGGACUCCUCGGAGCAAUAUUUGGAGUUCUCCAGCGCAACCACGGCCAAAACACCGAGUAUUGGUCACUUUCCGGGAUGAGCCUCAAUGCCCUUGUUGCUACUCUUUCGGCGGUUCUCCGAGCGAUGAUCCUUGGCAUAGUUGAAGAAGUUAUCAGCCAGCAUAAAUGGAUCUGGCAACUUACACCUCGCCCUGUUCGUCAUCUGAGCCAUAUCGAUCAAGCCAGCAGAGGACUUUGGGGUUCUAUCCUGCUUCCUGCCAGGCUUCGUGCAUGGUUUUCGUACUCGUACAUCGGAUGCCUCCUAGUGCUGCUCUCCAUUAGCGUCGGUCCCUUUUCUCAACAAGCUGUGGGGACCAGAAUCUGCGACAAGCCUGUCCCCAAUGCUCAAGCAAAACUCCCCUACACCUAUUCAGGGGUCCCAACCAGUCGCGUUGGAGCUGGGAACUACAUCACUGAACCAGGUUUCGCCAGUGCCGUCAUUGGUGCAUCCACAGGUGCAAUAAACGUGAACCCAUCGACACUCUUGGAGGGUUGCACGACUGGUAACUGCUCGUUUCCAAGCAUCAUCGGGGACGUAUCCCUUUCCACCAUGGGUAUCUGCUCAAAGUGUAUUGAUACAACACACUACAUCCGAGAAUUGACAGUCAACGAGAGCACCGUCGUUGGACUUCCGGAGGUAGCCAACUUUACGGACAGCAGCACCGCUCGAGCCAACUUUUUCUCGGUGAAGCAGUACAGCAUUGAAUGGGCCCGAGAAGACUUUGACGAGGACUUUCUCAGUGUUUUAGCAGCGUCCGUUGAUAACCAUACCUUCCUUGCCGCUACGCCACAUGGUUGCGAGUACAAGAACGACACGAGCCGCAUCAGCAAAUGCGUUCCUCCGUCCUCCAAUGGUAUUCUUUUGGAUAUUUCUGGGGGAAGUGACGUAAUUGCCAACGUCUUCGCGGGUACGUGUUCGUUUUACUGGUGUAUGAGGCACCACAAGGUAGACGUGGAGCAGGGCACGCUGUCUGAGACCCUCGUCGCCGAGAGCCCGGGUUUCUUCACAGAGCCAUCUGCUGAACUCUACAGGAAUGUCACAUUCUGGAAACCUACAUGCCAGGUGGGAGAUGAGGUCUUGGAUCUUACAAGGGCCACGACGAUCGGGUACGACGAUGACUCUUUCAAGGUCCAGAUGAAGGGCCCUGGGACUGAGCAGCGUGAUAUACCCGCAAGCUCGAAUUGUACCGUCAUGACCUCGUCACUUGGAAGACAGGCACUAGAGAAUAUCUUGUCAGUCCUAGAUGGUCAAUGCAACUACCGAGGAAAUGUACCCGUGUAUACUUUGCGGCAAAGAUGGGAGAAUAACUACUGCGACCCUUGGAGUCUGACGGGCCUGCUGAAUGGUGGCAGCAUGUCAUUUGCCUCUACUGUCAACACCACGGCUAGAAUUGCAACAGCUCUUACGAACCGUAUGCGAGAGAUCGCGGUGCAACGAAACUUCGUGGUCGACGAGUUCAACCCUCUCGCCGAGCCUGGCGGUUACAUAUACGGAGAGGUGAUCCAGACCGCCGUCUGUACUGAGUUCUUGUGGCGCUGGCUUCUUGGUCCUGCGUUGAUUCUGUUAGUCACGUUUGUAUUUCUGAUGUACUCUGUCGUCCGUUCUGUCGUCCGUAGGAACCUCGAGCCUCUGUGGAAGAGCUCCCUACUGCCAGCACUGUAUCUCAACCCAGGGUCAGAAUCUCUUGCUAGUGAAGAUAGUAACGUGGAGCUGGAGAAGAGGGCCGAUGGUGACAUCGUGGCUCUGACUAAAACUAGCGAGAAUACGUGGGAGUUACUGAAGGAGGAGGAUAACGGCGACGGAUCACGGCGAGGGACAGAAUAUGAAAUGGUGAUGGACUGGUCAGAACGUGAGGGUUGA